Scomber japonicus (chub mackerel) is the source of this 978-nucleotide messenger RNA. RefSeq names its product odorant receptor, family 55, subfamily E, member 1 (gene or55e1). Lineage: Eukaryota; Metazoa; Chordata; Actinopteri; Scombriformes; Scombridae. The coding region runs from base 1 to 978 and encodes 325 amino acids. Gene Ontology annotation, biological process: G protein-coupled receptor signaling pathway. Gene Ontology annotation, cellular component: membrane. The record is from RefSeq and is a predicted model, not a curated record. The transcript has a single exon. Gene Ontology annotation, molecular function: olfactory receptor activity; G protein-coupled receptor activity.
AUGUCAGAGUCUCUCAGCAGGAAUUUCUCCCACAGCAGCUUCGUGUUUGAUGGUUUCCCGGCCGUGCGGAGCCUGAACCAGGUCCGGCUGCUGGCUCUGCCGCUGAGCGUCUGCUACCUGGCGGCUCUGCUGGGGAACUGCGUGCUGGGUCAUGUGAUCCGCAGCUCCAGGACUCUGCACGGCCCCAUGUACGUCCUCAUCGCCUCGCUCUGCGCCGUGGACGUCUUGGCCGUGACCGCCAUCGUCCCCAACACGCUGCUCGGUCUGCUUCUGGACCUGGACCGGAUCUCGCUGGCCAGCUGCUUGACUCAGAUGUUCGUCACUCACUUCCUGUCCUCGGUGGAGUCCACACUGCUGCUCGCCAUGGCGUUGGACCGCUACGUAGCCGUCUGCCGGCCGCUGCGCUACGCGGAGCUCGUGGGCCGGUCCGCGUGGGUGAAGCUGCUGCUCGUCAUCGCGGUGCGCAGCGGCUCCGUCAUGGCCACGCUGGUGAGUCUGGCCGGUUCUCUGCGGUUCUGUGGUUCUAACACCAUCCGGCACUGCUACUGCGACCACAUGGCUCUGGUCAGCCUGGCCUGCGGCUUCACCGAGCGCAGCCGGGCGGCUGGCGUGGCGGUGAUCGUCUGCUUCGUGGGAGUGGACAUCCCUCUGAUCUGCUUCUCCUACGUGAGGAUCCUGAGCGUGGUGCUGCGCUCGGCGGGCGACCGCUGGAAGGCCUUCCACACCUGCGGGACUCACCUGAUGGUCAUGAUGAGCUUCUACCUGAUCGGAAGCGUCACCUUCCUCUCUCACAACCUGAACAUCUCCAUACCGACCGACGCCAACAGCUUCAUGGGGCUGAUGUACAUCCUGCUGCCGGCGACCGUCAACCCCGUCAUCUACGGAGUUCGCACCAAAGAAAUCAGAAACGGAUUUUAUCGACUUUUCAAACUAAGAGCGAAGAAAACGGUGAAAGUUUCUCCUGCUGGUGAGAGUUAA